AUGCUCAAAAAAGCAUUUACCUCAAUAAGUGAUAAAUUGACCUUAACACCUACAGAAAGGCUGCUUAAAGAAGCAAUAAAUGAUGAAGAAGCAGGGGUUCCUUCAAGCACGCUAUAUAAGAUAGCAGAAUUAACUUCACAGCCUUUCGAGUACCCAAUUGUUAUGAGACACAUAUGGGAUUCGCUGAAAUCCUCAAAUAAACAAUGAAGAAAAAUUCUUACUCCCCCCCCCCCUCCGUGAGCGAACAAAACCAUUAGAAAAAUCGCCAUUUUUUGACCAAAAACCCACCCUCCGUGAGUGAACAAAAAUUUUUUUAAUAGAAAAAAUUUUAAUGGAAAAAAAUUUUGAUAUAUAAGUGAUAAUUAGUAUAAUGAAAUCUAGAGCUAAUUCUGUUUAAUUUUAAACAAAUUGCGUUUUAAAACAUAAAUUUUGCAAAUUAAAUUAAUAUUUGCUUCCCAAUUUUUGCAAAUUAGGAUUUUUUUAAAUUUCGAAAAAAAUAUUUUUUAUAAAAUUUAUAUAUAAAUUUUUUUUAAAAAAAAAAAUUAAACCCCCCUCCGUGAGCGAACAAAAUUUUUUUGUUCGCUCACGGAGGGGGGGGGGGGAGUUAAAACGUUCCAGGCUAUGGAAAUUUUAUUCCCUAUAUAAAAAGCUGACCAAUAUUUUUUUUAUAAAAAAAGCUAUAAUAUCCCUAGGGCAUUUCCUUUUAUUUCAGUAUAUUAAAAUUCGGAUCAUCACGAUGUGUACAAGAACUACGAGACCGACUUGAAGAGCUUCGUAGAUUUACCCAAUUUUACGCAGUUGAUAAAGAAGGAAACAGAGUCACUCAAGUGAGUGAAAAAGCAAGAGAAUUGACAAAUAUUUUAUCAGAUUUCUCUUUAAUUGAAACUGAAAGGGAAAAUGCAAGAAAACAAAGAGGAAAGUUUGUUGGGAUUUCUAGUGAAGAAUUUAAAGGGAAAAAAUCAAGCACUGGAGGCUCGGGGAGAAACGAGAAUUAUAUGUGAAAUGCGAGGAGAGAGGAGAAUAAAAUAAUAAGGGAAAAGGAAAGCAGUGGAGGAAGUUCCUUUGCACCUGGAAUUAGAAAUGAUGAAACUAGGACAGAAAAUGAAAGAAAUCAAGAAUCUUCAACAAGGCUAUCACAAACUCAGCCAAGUGUUAUAGGGCAAAGUAAUCCUCCAGUAUCUCAUCCAAAUCCUCCUCGAGUGCAUCAGCAACCUCAAACAAGUAUACAUCCUCCUCAAGUUAAUCAGCCUACACAGAUUGCUCAGCCUCCUCAGGUAACUCGACCAAUUUAUACAAAUCCACCAGCUGCUAUAAAUAAGCCAGCUCAAAAAGCUUUUGUUCCAGAUUUUCCACAAGCUCCUGUUGAAGUUUCAAAUCCUUAUAUGCAGAGACCUCAAGAAGCAAUCCAAGUUCAAAAUAGUCCUCACUCCCCCCCCCCCUUUAAAUUGGAACAAAAUAUCGGUAAAGUUUCCACUUUUUUGGUAAAUUACCCCCCCUUUAAAUUGGAACAAAAUUGAAUUUUAUAAUAAAACAUUAUAUAUAAUUUUUAUCUAAAAAGUUUUGAUAUAAGUUAAAUAUUUCUUCUUAACUAAAAUUAAAAAUUUAGUUAUAUCUUGCUCUUUUUUAAAGAACAAAGUAUAAAGAGCAUCUUAUUUAAAUAAAUUUAUUAUCCUUAAUUGCUAAAUUUUAAAUAAAAAUUUUCAAAAAAAUUUUUGUUUUUUUUGAUAAAAAUGAUAUUUUUAUUUUGGAUAGUUUUGAUAUAAAUUCAAUAGGAAUUCUUUAUAAAAUUUCAAAAUUUACUUAUUUCUUGCUUUAUUUUAAAGAAUAAAGUAUAAAUAACAUCUUAUUUAAACAAAAUUAGCACUUUGAUCGAUAAAUUUUCUAAAAUUUUUUUUUUUUUUUUAAUUUGUGUAAAUAAUUUUGAUACCAAUUAAUAUUGGCGUAUUAACUAAUAAUGAAAAUUUAGUUAUAUCUUGCUUUGUUUUAAAGGAUAAAGAGUAAAUAGCAUUUUAUUAAACAAAUUUAUUGAUCUAAUUCGAUAUGUUUUUGAAAUUUUUUUUUUAUAAAAAAAAUUUUAUAUUGAUAUUUUUUUUUUAAAAAAAAAAUUAUUAACCCCCCUUUAAAUUGGAACAAAAUUUUUAGUUCCAAUUUAAAGGGGGGGGGAGUCAGCAAUUUCCCCAGCCUCCUUUAUCUUCGCCACAAUAUCAACAAUAUCCAGCAACUAAUAUAAACCCUCCUCAAAGCUAUUCCCAGCCUCAAUCUUAUCCUUCUCAGACUCAAUCUUAUCCUUCUCAGCCUCAAUCUUAUCCUUCUCAGCCUCAAUCUUAUCCUUCUCAGCCUCAAUCUUAUCCUCUUCAGCCUCAAUCUUAUCCUCCUCAGCCACAAUCUUAUCCUCCUCAACCACAAUCUUACCCUCCCCAGCCACAAUCUUACCCUCCUCAGCCACAAUCUUAUCCUCCUCAGUCACAACCCUACCAACCCAAUAUUCCUCAAAACCAAUAUUCACAAUCAUCAAACUCUCCUAUGCCUCAAUAUAAUCCCAGCAUACAGAGUCCUUAUCAGCCAUAUUAUUCUCCUCCAACAAAUCAGCCUCCCCCAAUUUAUUCAAGUCCUCAGCUACCAUACAAUAAUCAGCCAAAUUAUGGCUACUUAACUUAACUUAUUAUCUGGUAUUUAAGGUGCCUAGUGCCGCAUUCCCAUGGGGAAAUAUGGCUAAACUAGUGACAUCACCGAGCCAUCUUGGAAUCGCGGUGGUCAGAAAACUGGCUAAGCCUUCUAUCAACGCUAAUCUCCAGCCGCCUUCACGUCUCGCCCGGCGCGUUGCCGUCGCUUGCUCGGACUCAGCUCUGAGCGUGUUCCGCCUAAAGGUCAUCUUCCCUUGGAGAUGUGCUGAGAGGUAAAACUCUGAGCCUCUUGAAUGCACUGAGGAGUUGUUCCUUUGGUUAUCCCCAAAGUUAAACAGAUAUUGCUGUGCAGAAGUCUAUAGAGAAAACCCAACCCCAUAAAUAAAAUUCAAUGAGGGAGAGAAAAUUAGCAGUGCUAAAUUCUCUCAAACCGAAUGCCAUUUUAUUUAUGCCAAAUUAUGGUUACAAUCAGCCACCACAACAAUCAAGAAUAGUAAAGCAUAAUAUGGAUGGCCAAAUAAAUAUUCCUGAUGUCCAAUUCAACCAAAAUACGAAAAAAAUUGAUCCUCAGCAAGCGAUAACAACUCCAGUUGAUUUGAAUUCUUUAAUAAACCUGGAUAUAGGCAUAUCCUGUAAAUAGCCCGAUAUCGGCUAGGGAUAGAGGCCAAAACUUCCCACUUGGUUUGGCCAAAAUGGGCUGGUCGAACCAAGUCAUAUGAGACUAUUUACAGGAUAUGCCUAUAAUUUAGAUUCAAAGUAA
Blepharisma stoltei is the source of this 3384-nucleotide messenger RNA. NCBI's taxonomy places the organism in Eukaryota, Ciliophora, Heterotrichea, Heterotrichida, Blepharismidae. The record is from the annotation of a GenBank genome assembly.